AUGGAUGACUACUUUUAAAAUAAAUAAUAAAAUUUACUUUAGAUAAUUACGAUUCAGCUUAGCAUGAAUUAGGGUGAAAAUUACAAUAUACUAUUUAAUCAGUCAAUUUGUUUUCUCUCCAAUAUCCAUUUUUUAAAAGAAUAGUUGACUGAUAGCAUUUUAUAGCUGAAUCAGGACACUGUAAGCAAGAAUUAUCUUGCAAAUUUAGAGAAUAUUUUCCUUCAGGGCAAUCCUCACAAACUAUUGAAUUCCUUUACUACUUAGAAAUUUAGCCCAAUUAACAACUAUUAAAAUUAAUAGUGA
Molecule: messenger RNA, 303 nt
Organism: Tetrahymena thermophila SB210
Lineage: Eukaryota; Ciliophora; Oligohymenophorea; Hymenostomatida; Tetrahymenidae
Exons: 1
Source: RefSeq, a predicted model, not a curated record